AUGUCCUAUUCAGAACAAAAAGAAAAAAAGAAAGACUGCCCAGAAGUAGUUUGCGAAAAAAGUGACCCUUUAGGUACCUAUAGAAAAUUCGCAUAAUAACCAAAGACAAUGAAGUUUAAAGAUGAAGAUACAGAUGACCAUUCUAACUCAUCAGGAGAAUUGGAAAAAUCAGAAGAUAAAGUUGCUUAAGAUGAUCCAUAUAAAUACUGCCCUAAUAACAAAUAGAGCUUGGGUUUCUUUACUUGGAAUUUUUUACACACUAUGGCUAUAUACUACCCAAAAAAUCCUACUGAAGAAGAAUAAUAAAAAAUGAAAAAUUUCUUUGAUUCAUUUGCCACCUUUUACCCUUGCAAACCUUGCGCUCUCCAUUUCCAAAAAGAUAUAUUAAAGACUCCCCCUGCUGUAGAAAGUAACGAGAGUCUGAGUAUAUGGCUAUGUGAGAGACACAAUCUUGUAAAUAAAUGGUUGGGAAAGUAGCAAUUUGACUGCUCAUUUGAGAAUUUAGAAAAAAGAUGGCGCACUGGAUAUGACCACUGCAAAGAUUAAGUCACUAAACUCUAGUGA
Tetrahymena thermophila SB210 is the source of this 564-nucleotide messenger RNA. RefSeq names its product Erv1/Alr family protein. The record is from RefSeq and is a predicted model, not a curated record. Gene Ontology annotation, cellular component: mitochondrion. Lineage: Eukaryota; Ciliophora; Oligohymenophorea; Hymenostomatida; Tetrahymenidae. The transcript has 2 exons. Gene Ontology annotation, molecular function: flavin-dependent sulfhydryl oxidase activity; flavin adenine dinucleotide binding.